AUGACUGUCAAGGCUAGACAACCUCGCGUCCAUGUCCUCGGACUGGGGAGCAUUGGCACAUUUGCUGCACACUCGCUCGCCGAUGUUCCAUAUCCUCUUACACCGUCAGUCACGCUGUUGCUUCAUCGAGCCCCUCUCGUCGACAACUUUGUCUCCUGCGGAAGCAAGAUAAGAUUGGAGACGAGAGAAGGUGAAAUUGUCGACCACAGCAAGUAUGAUCUCGAAGUACUACAAUAUGGGAAAUGGCAUCGGCAUCAAUCGACACAGCUAGACCCUUCUCCUACGGACGACGUUAUCGACAACCUCAUUGUUUCAACAAAAGCCACCCAGACGGCAUCGGCUUUAAGGCCCCUCAAGCACAGGCUCAAUGCGUCUUCAUACGUCUUGUUCCUACAAAACGGAUCCGGCAUGAUUGAAGACGUGAACAAGCAUGUCUUUACGGACGAGGAAACACGGCCAAGUUACAUCACAGGUGUCACUUCACAUGGUGUCACACUCAACUCAGCCUUCAACAUCGCUCACACUGGAUUUGCGGCGACAUCAUUGGGCUUAGUCCCCAGAAGCGACAAAACCGCAGAUAAUACGAGCUCUAUUCCAUACCUCUUGGAUGCACUACCUCUGGUGCCACGACUCAACGCCACCUCGUACGCGUUCCUCGACGUUUUCCAGAUCCAGUUGGAAAAGCUUACGGUCAAUGCCUUCUGCAACCCUCUAUGCGCCCUCAACGAUGCCAAGAACGGGUUCCUGUUCACCAUUCCCGAGACACGCCGAGCCAUCCUCACCGAGAUAUCCCGAGUUGUCUACGCGCUUCCUGAAUUGCGCGGGGUGCCUGGCGUACUAGAACGAUUCUCAGUGGACAGACUGGAAGCGACCGUGAAUGGCAUCAUCCAGAAAACGGCAGAAACAACUUGCUCAAUGGUUGUGGAUUUACGGCGAGGCCAGAAGACGGAGAUCGAGUUCAUCAAUGGGUAUUGGUGUCGAAGGGGAAGAGAAGUUGGUGUGCCAACACCAAUCAAUGACGAUCUUGUAAAGCAGAUCCUGCAUCGACAGGGCGAUGAAGAGCUGGCAAAGAAUUACCAGUAA
Molecule: messenger RNA, 1083 nt
Organism: Fusarium keratoplasticum
Lineage: Eukaryota; Fungi; Ascomycota; Sordariomycetes; Hypocreales; Nectriaceae
Exons: 1
Coding region: 1-1083 (360 amino acids)
Biological process (GO): pantothenate biosynthetic process
Cellular component (GO): cytoplasm; mitochondrion
Molecular function (GO): 2-dehydropantoate 2-reductase activity; NADP binding
Source: RefSeq, a predicted model, not a curated record